AUGUCCACCAUCCUCCCCACUGAACUGCACAGACCCUGUGGCUGCCUGGAGCAAGUGCUGCAGUUUGACCAGAAAGAGCAGAAGAGCUUCCUGAGGCCUCGGAAGGGUUACUGGGACUUCCUCUGCACGGCCCUGUGGUGGCAGCGUGGGGACACGGAGCCAGUCCACUUUGUCCACUCACAGGACAAGUUGAAGACCCCACUGGGAAAAGGCCGAGCCUUCAUCCGCUUCUGUCUUGCCCUCGGACAGCUGGCCGAGUCCCUGCAGCUCUGCCUCCUGAACCCAGAGCUAACCAGGGAGUGGUAUGGCCCCCGGAGCCCUCUGGUGUGCCCUGAACUCCAGGAAGACAUCCUGGACUCCCUCUAGGCUCUCAACGAGGUGACCUUCGACUUGGACCUGCAACGGCCAGACUUGGAUGGAGCCUGGCCCAUGUUUUCAGACCUUCUGUUUCCCCAGUGUCAUCUUAGGAGGUCCCAUGAUACUGCACAGAAAACCCACUCAUUAAAGAGUUGUUGGAUGGUUGGGGUAGGCGGUUAGAAGGAUGAAUAGAUGUUGGG
Physeter macrocephalus (sperm whale) is the source of this 557-nucleotide messenger RNA. It is a transcript of the gene RUFY4, whose product is annotated as RUN and FYVE domain containing 4. The transcript is spliced from 5 exons. The record is from RefSeq and is a predicted model, not a curated record. Gene Ontology annotation, cellular component: autophagosome. Gene Ontology annotation, biological process: positive regulation of macroautophagy; autophagosome assembly. Lineage: Eukaryota; Metazoa; Chordata; Mammalia; Artiodactyla; Physeteridae. Gene Ontology annotation, molecular function: phosphatidylinositol-3-phosphate binding.